Mugil cephalus (flathead mullet) is the source of this 4164-nucleotide messenger RNA. RefSeq names its product nuclear receptor subfamily 2, group C, member 2 (gene nr2c2). The transcript has 15 exons. The record is from RefSeq and is a predicted model, not a curated record. The coding region runs from base 216 to 2108 and encodes 630 amino acids. Gene Ontology annotation, molecular function: RNA polymerase II cis-regulatory region sequence-specific DNA binding; nuclear receptor activity; zinc ion binding. Gene Ontology annotation, biological process: cell differentiation; anatomical structure development; positive regulation of transcription by RNA polymerase II. Lineage: Eukaryota; Metazoa; Chordata; Actinopteri; Mugiliformes; Mugilidae.
CCAAUGGUUGGGGGGGUGUUAGAGUCGCGCGGGGACGCAGGAGAGAGGAAGGAGGGAAAAAACUGAACCUCCAUCAACGCGCUGGUGGUGCGGGGUCACGAACUAUGACCUUUAACAGGAGAAAACCAAAACAAAUAUUUUAUAAAGCAGCGGAGCGUCCUAAAUCUGCCACCGCCGUCCCGACGAGACCUCACUAAUGACCUUACAUCAUCAUCAUGACGACCAACCUGAAUCUGCUCUCUCGGCAGAACAUGGAUUCUGUGUAUGAGGUGGAGGUGCCAGUCUCUCCGCCAGACUCGGUGAUAGGUGAGUCUCCACAGCGCUUUCAGGUUAUUUCCACCGAGCCUGCCACAACACCACAGCGAAUACAGAUUGUAACCGACCAACAAACAGGUCAGAAGAUCCAGAUAGUGACAGCGAUGAACCCGUCCAGCGCUCCCAAGCAGCAGUUCAUUCUGACCACGGCUGACAGCUCAGGGGCAGGCAAGGUUAUCCUGGCCUCACCAGACAGUCACAACACUAAGCAGCUCAUCUUCACUGCUGCCGACAGCCUAAUGCCAGGGAGGAUACAGAUUGUCACAGAUCCAGUGUCGAUGGAAAGGUUGUUAGGACAGUCAGGGGAUUUGAGCCGACCUCAGCCGGUAGAGUACUGUGUGGUGUGCGGGGACAAGGCUUCAGGGCGUCACUACGGAGCAGUCAGCUGCGAGGGAUGCAAAGGUUUCUUCAAGCGCAGCGUGAGGAAGAAUCUGACCUACAGCUGCCGCAGUAAGCAGGACUGCGUCAUCAACAAACACCACCGCAAUCGAUGCCAGUUCUGUCGGUUGAAGAAAUGCCUUAAGAUGGGGAUGAAGACUGAGUCUGUCCAGAGUGAGAGGAAACCCAUCGAUAUAGUGCCCAGAGAGAAACAUGCCAACUGUGCUGCCUCCACCCAGAAGAUCUACAUCCGCAAGGAUCUCAACAGCCCGCUCAUCGCCACGCCGACCUUCAUCUCUGAUACGGAGACAGACGGCUCCAGAUCCAGCCUCUUGGACCAGGGGAUGCUGGUCAACAUCCAGCAGCCGGUCAUCCAGAGCGAUGGAACUCUGCUACUGGCAACUGACUCAAAGGUGGACUGUGGGCAGGGAGACCUGGGGACGCUAGCCAAUGUGGUGACAUCACUUGCCAACCUGAGUGACUCACUGAAAGAAAACUUGAACAAUGGCAAUACAUCAGACAGCCAACAAGAGGAGCAAUCUGCCAGCGAGAUAACACGUGCCUUUGACACCCUGGCCAAGGUCUUCAACCCACCUGAAGUAGGGGUCGGACAGGAUCCGGCUGAGAAGACUCAGUGUGUCGUUGGGACAACAAUACAGCUGAUCGGUCGAGACCAGGAGACCCCCAUCAUUGAGGUGGAAGGCCCACUGCUCACAGACAGCCAUGUCGGCUUCAAGCUGACUAUGCCCAGCCCCAUGCCAGAGUAUUUGAAUGUACACUACAUCUGUGAGUCAGCAUCCAGACUUCUCUUCCUGUCCAUGCACUGGGCCCGCUCCAUCCCUGCCUUCUCAGCUCUGGGUCAAGAGGCCAACACGUGUCUGGUGCGAGCCUGCUGGAACGAGCUGUUCACUCUGGGUCUUGCUCAGUGCGCUCACGUGAUGAACCUGUCGACCAUCCUCGCUGCCAUCAUCAACCACCUUCAGAGCAGCAUCCAGGAUGACAAGCUGUCAGGAGAGAGGGUGAAGCAGGUGAUGGAGCACAUCUGGAAGUUCCAGGAGUUCUGUAACAGCAUGACGAGGCUGGAGACUGACAGUUACGAAUACGCCUACCUGAAGGCUAUAGUGUUAUUCAGUCCAGAUCAUCCAGGCGUGGACAGCAAUGGGCAGAUUGAGAAGUUCCAGGAGAAAGCGCUGAUGGAGCUGCAGGACUAUGUGCAGAAAACAUAUCCAGAUGACACCUACAGGCUGACGCGUAUCCUGACUCGUCUUCCCGCCCUGCGCCUCAUGAACUCGAGCAUCACGGAGGAGCUCUUCUUCACAGGUUUAAUAGGUAACGUCUCUAUUGACAGCAUCAUACCCUACAUCCUCAAGAUGGAGAUGGCCGAGUAUAACAGCCAGGACUCCGACUCUACAUAAUGACACCCCAUUGCUCCCAGAACUAACGGUUUAAAGAGUCUCCACUUCAGGUACACUCUUCAUUUCUCGAGUGCUGCAGUGUUGAACUGAAGUCUUUAAUCCAGCCCCUGAACUUCUAAUGGUGCAAAGUCGUUCAGGAAUACCUGGUAGAUUAAGAUAACACGGCAUUGGAAAACCAGGAUGACUGGAAACGUUUUUUAGGGCGGAUGCAGUCAGUGGAAAAGGAAAUCUCUGCAGCUGAAAACUGCGCUCCUCUCUUUUUAUGUUGUUCAGCCGAGUUACAUUACCUUCUGACCUAAUGCCUUUGAAAUAAUCUCACACCUACCUAAGCCUUACCAUGUUCUCACGUUGAUUACAUACAUAUUACAGAAGCUUUUGAUAUCAGAUAAAAUACACAAACACAGCCCAGAAAUGAAACAUCAUACUGUAAAAACAGAAAUCUUACACGUUGAAGAGGAAUUCGAUCGGUUUGAAGAAAGACUAAUGUAAUUUGAUUACUUUGCAUUGGUGAACUUUUGUUUAUGUUGACCUUCGCAAAUAACAGUCCUGUUUUUUUAGAGACUGAGCCGAUGAAUUCAAGCUUUAAUAAGGACUGAGUUUUCUGAAUGUCGCAGAAAAUUUAAAUAAAACGUGCUUCGAAUGUUUUUUUUCCCCCCUUAACGUACAAUUCUUUAUCUUAACAACUAAACAAUUUCAAUCCUGCAUCAAGAACUAUAUCCCGUUUAUUGUAUUUGAUUCAUAAUUUAUUCUCAUUUUUAGCUAAUUACAACACGACCAGUGUCUGAACUUGUUCUGUCUUUCAGUUUUACUUUUAACUAAGACAAGUUAGCUGGAGAAAUGGACCAUAUAUCCAUUGUUAUACUAAACAACAUCUCAGAGAUUUUUUUAUGUGCAUGUGUUUUUAUGUGGUACGUGUAUAUCUCGGGUAUCAUGACUGUGUUGCUAAUAUAACCUGUGCAAUCACCUCAUCACUUUCUCCCUUUAUGACAAUCAAUUAUAUGUUGUCCCAUCAGUGUCAUCAUGACUGUGUUUCAGUCUGCAUUUUCUAAUUGUACUUGCCGGUGGCAAUUAUUUCUUUUACAUUAUCUUAUCUCGCGUAUGUGUAGCUAAGCUGCUGUUUUUUGUACCUUUUUUAUGUUGUUUAUGCAUUGGUAUUCUUGUGCACAUCAAUCGGCUUUCGUGGCAUUCCACUGCAUUCGUGCUGACGAUAACGUUUCGUUAUAUGUUUUCUAAAAAGUUUCUUUUGAUGUGAACAACUUUGCUUGUUGCAUACUAAGUGUACUUAAAGUACUUUUGGGCUGGUUUCCCUGGUGUAAGAAAGAACGAGAUUCUCUGGGAAGUCAGUCUCGGGUGCAUUAAAGUCUUGAAGACAGUAUGGACGUAUGCAUUGGCUUAUCCUCUUGUAUUAAGAAUAAGCAUCCUCAGCAACAUGAAUGAUAAAGGGGGGUGUACAUAAGUCAACCGUGGUUAUGUGUUGUGAAAUAAAUGUCAGUUGUUAUAUUUGGGUUGAAAACCCAAACGGACUUUGUAAAGGCACUGGUGAGAAUCGACCUUUGUACAUGUAAUUUCAUUAAAAUGAGAGCAUGUUGUUUUUAAGCAGGAUUUUAUAAUCUUGUCGCUGUCUGCCCUAAAAAGGAGCAUUGUUAUAAUUUUUUAUAGUGCAUUGCAAUGCAUGAAGAAGUUGCUUAAGCGCAUUUUAUUAAAUGCUGUUUGGAAAAAUGUUGAUUUAAAUGUUGUGGCUUUAAAAUAUUUACCAUGAGCGGCUCCUACAUUAAAGGAUUAAAAAUAUUAGAGCUUUUUUUUUUUUUUUUUUUUUCGUGGACUGAGCAUCCUGCGGUUAAAGUUUUAUACUGUGUAAAUGUUUUUCUGCUCAUGUAACAACAAAUGAAAUUGAGGAAUUCAAACAACACUCACGUUUUGCUGAAGUUGAUCACAACCCUGCAUCUCUACCUCACACCGAUGAACAUAAACAAAUGUAUUGACGACUGAGCUCCUGUAUCAGCAUUCCAGCCUCUCAGGCUGACAUUUUAAACAAAAUAAACAGUUAUUCAUGAAA